This is a messenger RNA of Abrus precatorius (Indian licorice), 1828 nucleotides long. RefSeq lists its product as uncharacterized. The transcript has 2 exons. The record is from RefSeq and is a predicted model, not a curated record. Bases 115 to 984 code for a protein of 289 amino acids. NCBI's taxonomy places the organism in Eukaryota, Viridiplantae, Streptophyta, Magnoliopsida, Fabales, Fabaceae.
CCAAUUCUUUUACUGAAUCCAAUUUGCAAUCGAUGCAGAGACAGAACCAAAAACCCAGAAACAAAAACAAAAGACAUAACAAAACAAAAGAAACCUUAACAUAACAGUUAACAAAUGGCAUCAUUGGCGACCCAUUUCUCAGCCUCUGUCUUGUUCAUCCCCAUUGGCCUUCGCCGCUUAGUCUCUUCCUCUUCUCUCUUCCUUCAAAACCCAUCUCACUUCAGAUCCAAGCUUUGGUAUUUCUCUGACCAAAACUUCAAGAACUUCGAUCUCUAUGCUCUUCUCAUAGCCUUACCCAUUGCUUCAUUCUCCGAGCUUUUCAUCUUCUUCUCCUUCUCUGGCCACCCCAAUUACAGAUUCUCCUUCAUCCACCAAUCUCUCACACUUUUGGCCUUCUGGGUCUUGAUCAUCUUGAUCAUAGUUCGUGAAUUCAUGGGCACAUCCUUGGUUAAUGAAAGUUUCGUUUUUGUGUUUGGUGGGGCUGUUUUCUUGAUGGAGUAUUCUGUGAUGGGUAAAGGGGUUUCAGGUCUUGCUGGUGUUUUGUAUGGAUUUUUGGGAGGAUUGACCCUUGUGUGUGCUGGUUCUUGCAUUUACUUGUCGGUUAAGCCUUCUGCAUUUUUUGCUGAGUUCUUGUUGUGUUCUGGGAUGGUUUUCAAGGGCACUUGGUUGCUGCAAGCUGGGUUUUCUUUGUACACUGAUGCUUUUGGGUUGAAAGGGUGUCAAAAGGUUUCAUUUUUGGAACCCCAGAAGGAGAGUCUGGACGUGCAUUGUGAUCUUGUUGAGGAUAGCUUGAGGGGUGUUGCUUUGAUGCAUUUCCUGUUCACUGUGCAUGCCAUUGUGGUCAUGAUUUUGGGUGUUGGUGUGUUUGGAGUGUUGGCGAGUAACCGGAGCAUGAGGUGUGGGGAGGCGAGGGGGCCAUUGCUUGCUGAACUCGAAUCCACGGGCACGAGGAUGCGUGCUCUUCCUGAGCUGGAGAUGGAUUGAAAUGUGAAUGGUUUUGAUGCAGACAAAGAAGUAAAGUGUGCGGUGUGAAUAAUUAUCCUUUUUACCAACUUUUCUUUAGUUUGUUCUUAAACUAACUUUGUAGCAAUGUUUCUCGUCAAGAUACUUCAAACAAGAUGUUUACAAUCAUAAUCAAUGAAAGUUAUAGUAUUUGGAAUAAGCUUGACGAUAGGCAUCUUUUUCUAUGUUUUUAUGUUGAACCAUAGUUACCAAAUACGUGGUUCAUGUUGGUAUACAGUUCGUCGCAUUCUACAAUGUUAUUACCUCCUAUGUGUUGAAUCAUUAUGCUUUUUGCAUCCUAGGUGGAUAGGGCUCAGGUUUCCUCUUCGCUGUCUUAGGUCCAGGUAUUCUCAAGUACCUAAAAUACAAAGAACAGUUGCACAAGAACAACCUCUUUGAUCCUCUUCUAAUUCUAAAGUCAGUAUCAAGAAAAAGGAAUAAUUCUAGGAAGAGGAGUGAGGCAGGCAGAAUGAGCCUACCUUCAUAAUGACAAGGGUUUGGUAUUAUUAUUAUUAUUACUGCUACUAUUACUAUGGGUUUAUCCCUGUUUUUUCUGAACGACAUGCAUGGCCUCAUAUCAUAUUACUGAAUUUGCUUAGGUGAAAAUGUCCAUUGUAUUGCUGCCAUCCAACUUACAUGAGAAAUGGAAAAAAAAUUUCCUGCUGUAGGUUGUUACAUACAGCAAAAUUUUAAGAACAAAUAAAGGUAGAACUUCAUGCAACAUUGGGAGUUGUUUCCUUGAGUUUUAGUAUAUUUAUAUACUUAUAUCAAACCAUGGAUAUAGGAGCAAGUGUUUGAAGUUAGAAUUAUGGUUGUUGUAGCAUUU